AUUUCAGCUGAUAGAUCAAAUUCGGAUUCUGGUAGACAAGUAAACGAGGAUAGAAUUAUGACCAUUAGUAGGGUUAAUAAUGAAUCGACGCCAACUGCCAGCACUUGCAUAAAAAUUUUAUUUUUACCUUGCUAUAAAACAGAAAAAAAAUUAAUUUCAAUGUUUAACGUAGCUCUUAAAUACAUGGAAAGAUGCGGGUUUGCAAUUGUAUAA
Messenger RNA from Vairimorpha ceranae, 213 nucleotides. RefSeq lists its product as hypothetical. NCBI's taxonomy places the organism in Eukaryota, Fungi, Microsporidia, Nosematidae. The record is from RefSeq and is a predicted model, not a curated record. The annotation marks the transcript as partial. Gene Ontology annotation, molecular function: ubiquitin-protein transferase activity. The transcript has a single exon.